GCAAUAUUUACUCACAGGUGACUGUUGUCCCACCGAAGACUGGACAUUUGUUGGUGGGCAACUUUUGUCCGAACACGAAGGGUGGGUCCAUAGCCAUCAAAUGUUGCCGUCUCUCAAGUUCUCAUCCUACUUGUGGGGUUCACUGUAACCUAUACUGUUGCAGGUCUGACUUGGUAUAGCUGAGUCCCACUCCCCAAUAGCUUUUAACCCAAUGACAAGGAACAUGGUGAAAUUGAAGAAUAAUGGAAAGUUAUAUUGAGUGCUGCUACAAACCUUCAAGGGCUUUCAGGUACUUGAAAAGCUACAUGUAUGCAAGAAUCCAACGGUAGAGUUUGUUGGCUACAACUCAAGGUUUCUAAUGGCCACCCCAGGAGAAGCCUCUUUGAGAUGCACAGCAUGUGUUUGUUGGAAAGUUCAGCAACUGUUGCCCCUCAGAAAAGGCAUUUUGGCCGUGUAGAUGUCAUCAUCUUUUGACACGAUUGUCCAACCCAUGAGUGACCCCUUUGGCAUUUUAGGAAGCGGCUUGCUCUUCUGUCGCUCGCUUGCCUUAAAAACUGAUAAGAGAGCGUGCCGACUCCCAUCCCAACAAGACUUGGAAGCUGAAAGCUGAAGAAGAAGAAGAAGAUGGAAACUCCUCCGUCAGAGCUGCUGCCGCCGCAACCUGGUGUCGAUCUCUCCCUCACCUUGGCUCAGUCUUCGACCAGCGGCGCUGACAGUGGCAGUGGCAGUGGCAGUGGCCAUGACCGUGACGCAAGGGACGUCAGGCUCUUCCCUUGCCUCUUCUGCAACAAGAAGUUCCUCAAGUCCCAGGCUCUUGGCGGCCACCAGAACGCCCACAAGAAGGAGCGAAGCGUGGGGUGGAGCUCCCACCUCUACCUCCCACCCCCCGCCACCGUCGCCGUCCCUCCUCACCACCUUAACCCCUAUUCCUUCCCCAUCGCCUCCCACUCGUGCAAGCCUGCUGCCUGCACCAGCCACGGCCUGUCUGACGGCUAUGGUGCCCCCCGCUUGGUGGCCGACCGCGGUGGCCUCGCGUUCCCACCGCCACCGAUGAGCUGCUCCGCCUGGUGCAACGAGACCAUCGACCUCCUGAAUUGGCAGCGGGCUUCCCACCCCCACCGGCCAUCAUCACCACACCUCCCUUCUCCUCCUCCUCCUACUCCUCCCGUUUCAUCCCAUGGUGACGACAAGGCCAUGCUCGAUCUCUCCCUAAAGCUCUAAUCCUUAAGGACAGUGUUUGCUGCAGUACGAAGUCAGUAGCCGAUUACUACUUGUUUUCUGCUCCGUGUCGUCUUCCGUAAGUGGCUCUGCUGCAGCCCAUGGAAAGAAGUCUGUGCAUGAUACGUCCAUAAGCUUCUUCUGUGCAUGGUGGGUGGUGGGACGUCGACACAACGUGGAGGUCACAUCAUGUUCCCUUCCACUCAAGUUAUUCAUCACCUUUGUUUGAAAAGUUAAGCCCAUCAAUCAACCUGCGUUUGGGCCAUCCUGCGUCUUUUCAAGAGCAUGAUGGAGCUGACGACAUGAUUGGGAUCCCCUCUCUUUCUCUCUCUCUCUCUCCCUCCCUCGAUGGACGUGCAGUUUGGGCGCCCUGCCAUGGCCGUGUGGUGUGGGAUUAGCACAUUACCGAGUGUUUUGAUGUAACACCGAGUGAUUGAUUUGAGGUCUCAAACAGUGUGAUGCAUCAUGCCUAACACGGUUGAUUGCCAUUCCAAACUCGAGGAAUCUUCUGCUGUUGUUGCUAAACCCUGUGCUUGUGAUUUGAUCGCUUUGUGUUGCGUCGUCGGAGUAGCCCAAGUUUAGGUAUCUAAUCUACAUUUAGCAAGUCCCUAGAUAUACCUCGGUAGCAUGUAUUUAAUGAUGUUGAAACCUAUAUUUAUAUUGGUCAAAUAUAAGAAAUCAUUUACUCCAUAAGAAUGAUAGAACAUAUAUUUUAGA
Molecule: messenger RNA, 1935 nt
Organism: Musa acuminata AAA Group (dessert banana)
Lineage: Eukaryota; Viridiplantae; Streptophyta; Magnoliopsida; Zingiberales; Musaceae
Product: zinc finger protein 6-like
Exons: 3
Coding region: 625-1221 (198 amino acids)
Molecular function (GO): DNA-binding transcription factor activity
Source: RefSeq, a predicted model, not a curated record